AUGACGGAGUGCUUCCUGCCGCCCAGCAGCAGCCCUGGAGAGCAGCGCAGGGCUGAGCACCAAGGGGGCGUGGCCCGCACCCCCAGUUCUGAGGAGAUCAGUCCCACCAAGUUUCCUGGGUUGUAUCGCACGGGUGAACCAUCGCCGCCCCAUGAUGGACAUCAUCAUGAGCCUCCUGACACCUACGUCUCCGAUGAUGAUAAAGAGCACGGAAAGAAAAAGAACAAGUUCAAGAAGAAGGAGAAAAGAACGGAGGGAUACGCCGCCUUCCAGGAGGACAGUUCAGCCGAUGAAGCGGAGAGCCCGUCGAAGAUGAAGCGCUCCAAAGGAAUCCACGUGUUCAAGAAGCCGAGCUUCUCCAAAAAGAAAGAGAAGGACUUUAAGGUGAAGGAGAAGGGCCCCAAAGAGGACAAGGCCAAGGAGAAAAAGUCCAAGGACCUGACCGCGGCAGAUGUAGUCAAACAGUGGAAGGAGAAAAAGAAGAAGAAGAAGCCUGCCACAGAGGCAGAGCCGGUCCCCGUGGAGACCCCCACCUUCAGGCCCAUCUUUGGAGCCCCCCUGACGGAAGCGGUCAAGAGGACAGCUCUGUACGACGGCAUCCAGCUGCCGGCCGUCUUCAGAGAAUGUGUGGACUACAUUGAAAACUAUGGCAUGAAGUGUGAGGGCAUCUACCGGGUCUCAGGUAUGAAGUCCAAAGUGGAUGAACUGAAGGCGGCGUACGACCGCGAGGAGUGCCCGUGUCUGGAGGAGUACGAUCCUCACACGGUGGCCAGCCUGCUGAAGCAGUACCUCCGCGAGCUGCCAGACAACCUGCUGCACCGAGACCUGGCCCAGCGCCUGGAGGACGCCUGCGGGCGGCAGGCGGAGGCCGAGAAGGUGACGGAGUUCCAGAGGCUGCUGGCCGAAGUGCCGCCGGAGAGCAAACUCCUUCUGUCUUGGCUCGUCACGCACAUGGACCACGUCAUCGCCAGAGAGGCAGACACCAAGAUGAACAUUCAGAACAUCUCCAUCGUCCUCAACCCGACCAUACAGAUUGGGAACCGGGUUCUGUAUGUGUUCUUCACUCACGUGAAGGAGCUGUUUGGAGACGUCGUCUUGAAGCCGGUGGUGCGGCCGCUGCGCUGGUCCAACAUGGCAACGAUGCCGGCGCUGCCUGAGACGGCGGAGAGCAUCAAAGAGGAGAUCCGUCGGCAGGAGUUCCUCCUGAACUGCUUGCACAGAGACCUGCAGGCGGGUGUGAAGGAUUUAUCCAAAGAGGAGCGACUCUGGGAGGUUCAGAGGAUCCUGACUGCUCUGAAACGCAAGCUGAGGGAGGCGAAGCGUCAGGAGUGUGAGAGCAAGAUUGCCCAGGAGAUCGCCAGCUUGUCAAAGGAAGAUGUUUCAAAAGAGGAAAUGACCGAGAACGAAGAGGAAGUCAUCCACCUGCUGUUAUCACAGGAAAACGAGAUCCUGACGGAGCAGGAGGAGCUGAUCUCCCUGGAGCAGGUGCUGCGCAGACAGAUUGCUACUGAGAAGGAAGAGAUUGAGAGGCUGCGAGCGGAGAUCGCUGACAUACAGAGCCGGCAGCAGGGUCGCAGUGAGACGGAGGAGUAUUCAUCUGACAGCGAGAGUGAGAGUGAAGAUGAGGAGGAGCUUCAGAUGAUUCUAGAAGAUCUGCAGAAGCAAAACGAGGAGUUGGAGAACAAAAACACCCACCUGAACCAGGCCAUCCAUGAGGAGCAGGAGGCCAUCCUGGAGCUCAGAGUCCAGCUCCGCCUCCUCCAGAGCCACAAACAGCAACAGGAAGUGGCAGUGCCGCCGGCGGCGGAGCAGGCCCCUCCCACACAGCCGAGCCCGGAGGCACGCAGCGAAGAGCACACCAAACGCGCCGCCGUCCCCACGGCUCCUCCCACUGACACGGCAACCCUGACCAAUGGAAAAACCGCAAAGGAUCCUGCGAAGCCCUCGCCGAGCAAAGACAGGAGAGACACCAACAUGUGAGCCGAGCGAAGCUGUCCGUCUCCACCGCUGGUCAGCUGUAGGGGUCCGCUGAAGCUCGCAAAGAUGGGGGGUUUUUGUUCUUAAAACAGGUGUCCAAGAAGAAGGCUAGUGUCCAGGCCCCAGCACCUAAACCUCUUCAGUUUCCAGGGAGGAAUGCAGCUUUAGCAGAAGCCAAGACGUUUGCAGGGACCACGUUGUUAUAUCUGCUGUGCCAAGACCGUGAAAGAGAGAGGGGGGGGGGGGGGGAGCAGAAAUGAAGCCAUUUCUGAAGGGAGGGGUGCGAGAGAACCCUGUGCUUUAAAUGAUUCGGGUUAGGAUCGAAUAAAGAGUAGUCCUCGUAAGUCAGCUUAAGGCGAAUGAAGCAUGUCAGGAAAUGACCACUGUGCCAUAAAGUAAGAACCCCGACUAUUCCAAGAGAACCACUGAUUUAGACAUUUCAGUAUUGAAGACUUUAGGAUCGGUCUAUCUGCAUAGGAUAUAUUUUAUCUAAUAUUCUGGCAUCAAAAACUAAAUACGUCUUUUUUUUUAAUCAAAGCCUUCCAUUAAUGUUUAAAUGAGUCAACGGUUUCUUUAAACAGCAGAUCUGUGUUGCUCUUCACGGCUGAUGAGCAGCAAACCGAUACGCAGCAGCGUACGGCGAACACGGGAAACGUCACGUGUGUUUAGUUUCAUGUUGUGCAUCUUUGGUGAUGUGCAGGCUCUGUUUGAAUGUGUGAAGAGAUGCAGCCCAUCAGCUGGAAAACCCUUCAUUUGGCCUCAAACCCGCGGCUGCAGAGCAUUUCAUAGUUCAGAGUUAUUUCAAGGCGCUUGGCAUGACCGACUUUCAGUCGGGUGUUUAUGUGAAAAUGCAAAUGUUCUUUUCAGCGUUUAUGUUUUCUUGUGGUUAAUCACUUAAAGUGUGUGAAUAAUGCAAGCGUAACACCCCCCACCCCCCACUUGAGUCACGGUUUGCAAACUGUGGCGAUUUCAUCAGGACUCCUGAUCCAGUGUUGUGAAUCCUGUGACUGAAACACGCCGGAUUGGGCUCAGCAGCUCCCGUCAGCUUAUUUUCAUAUCGCUCUGAGCUUUGGUAGCAGAUUGUUACAGACAAACUAAUGCUGUGAAGAAUAAAGUAUCAUUCUUAAAACUUUU
Messenger RNA from Oryzias latipes (Japanese medaka), 3111 nucleotides. Lineage: Eukaryota; Metazoa; Chordata; Actinopteri; Beloniformes; Adrianichthyidae. The record is from RefSeq and is a predicted model, not a curated record.